AUGCAAGUGCAAAGGCAUCGCUUGCCGCACUCUUCGCGAGUUGAGCUCAAGCAAAUUCCGAAAUCUUUUCAGACAUGGAUGGUAUCCUGGCCUCAGCAUUUCACCCCAGACAUCGUGCAUCUGCCUCGUGAUGCAAUUCAGCAAAAGCGGUGCCUGAAGGCACAUCCAUUGCCAGGAAGACCCGUCUCUUCGCCACAGGUGAUACUGUGGCAUUGCAAGCAUCCGCAUGGCCUGUUCUCGAUGUUCUCCCUAGCGCUUGGACACAUGGAGACUUGCGAGAAGACGGGCGCCGCCCUACUGGUGGAUUGGUCUUCGGAAGAGUUGCUCUACCGAGGCCCUCCUGGAGAGCCCAAUGUUUGGAACGCCUUCUUCUGCCAACCUGCAGAAUUGAAGAUGCCCCAAGAGGCACUCCGUGCUGCCGUUGACAAUGGACGGUACACCGAGACGAGCAGCCACAAAGUGGUCUACGGAAACUACCGCGGAGUUAUCCAGGGCUACGGAAGCAUUCCAGCCCACCAGGCAGCACAAGGACGUGCUUUGUGCAAGAGAAAUAUCGUAUUGCGUCCAAAGUUUCAGCAAAAGUUGCAGACUGUCAUAGACUCGCUGCCGUUUGGUCGUCUUUUGGCCGUCCACAUACGCCGCAGCGACAAGGGCUGUGAGGCCAAAGCCAACUUCGAGCUUUCGGACGACCGUCUCCUGCAGCGCAUCCUUCAACAGUGCCAGGCUUGGGGAAUGAACGGCAUCUUUCUCUGCACUGACGAUGCAUCUUUGAAGCAGCGCCUGACGAACGCCCUCGAGCGGACAGGCUUGUCCGUCUCGAUGUACGACUCAACUUUGCCCACAGAUGGCACCAAGGCAGUCCACUUCGACAAGACAGUGGAUGCUUACAAAAAAGCAGAGGACGUGGUGAUGGAGGCACUUCUGAUGGCGAAAGGCUGUCACGGCUUGCUGUCAACGUACUCCAACGUGUCAGCUGCCGUCGUUUACCUCAGCCACGACAAAUACCCGUACACCACAUUUUGGGAUCCACCCGAGACUUCGUGA
Symbiodinium sp. CCMP2592 is the source of this 1044-nucleotide messenger RNA. The record is from the annotation of a GenBank genome assembly. Lineage: Eukaryota; Dinophyceae; Suessiales; Symbiodiniaceae.